Bolinopsis microptera is the source of this 2077-nucleotide messenger RNA. RefSeq names its product liver carboxylesterase 1-like. The transcript has a single exon. The record is from RefSeq and is a predicted model, not a curated record. Bases 8 to 1663 code for a protein of 551 amino acids. NCBI's taxonomy places the organism in Eukaryota, Metazoa, Ctenophora, Tentaculata, Lobata, Bolinopsidae.
CCUCAAGAUGGGAUGCAGCAGAAAAGCAUGUGGUAUCUUCUCCGCAAUCCUACUCUUCCUAGCCUUUGUAGUGCUCGCCCUGCUUCUGGUAUUCGUCUUCAAAGACAACAUCAAGAACCCAAUCCAAGCCCGAACUAAAAACGCUGGAAUAAUCCUCGGAAAAACAGUAACCCUAAAAGAUGACGUCACUGAAAUACACGAGUUCCACAAUAUUCGCUACGCUGAGGCUCCUAUCGGAGAGCUAAGGUUCAGACCUCCGGUCAGACAGGAGAUAGACCCUGAGCAGGGUGUGGAAGCUAGUGACGAAACACCCGUGGUGUGUGUCCAGGCGGAUACGGGUGUUGGAGUGGAGGAUUGUUUAGUGCUGAGUGUCCGGUCACGUGAUCUGACUGGUUCUAAACCAGUUCUGGUGUGGAUUCACGGCGGAGGGUUAGCUACAGGGUACGGGAUGAUGCAGGGUUACAGCUUUGAUGCUGAGGUGACCCAUAAGGUUGAUGCUGUGACUGUUAACAUCAACUUCAGGCUUGGGUUCAUAGGUUUCAGUUCAGUGGAGGAGCUGUGGGAUGAGGAAGCAGGGGUUUAUGCUAAUAAUGGAAUCAGAGAUAUGAUCGCAGCUUUAGAUUGGAUACAAGAUAAUAUCGCAGCGUUUGGAGGAGACCCUGGCUCAGUAACCCUGAUUGGUGAGAGUGGAGGUGCCACAGCUAUACUGGCUCUAGUCUCAUCCCCGCUAGCUAACAACAAGUUCCACGCAGCUAUCGCCCAAAGCCCCGCUCCAGAGAUGAGAUUCACACACAUUAACGGAGAUGCCUACCAGAGAACGAUAGUAGCCCAAGUAAACUGUACCCAGGAAGCUGCUGAAGACAGGAAACAGUGUUUGUUAGACCUACCUGCCCACAAGUUCUCAAGGGAAUACAUCGAGAUUGUUAACGGAGACGCGUAUUUCACGUUCCCUAAAUCCCUGACUGAGGACGCUGAAGUGGUCGGCCUGGUAAUGAUAGAUCCGGUUGUUGUGACUGUGACUCCUAGGAACUUAAAAACAGCUGGCUUCACCCCGUCCUCACCUCUACCCAUCAUUGUUUCUAGCCUAGCGGAGGAGAACUAUGUUAUGAGUUGGUUGUUUAGCCCGCCCUUCGCUUCUGAAGCUGAUUUGAAAACAGCUAUGAAGCCUCUUUUUGAAAACCUAACAGAUGAAGAUAAUGCCAUGGAAACAGCAAUUGCCCUGUACCCUGACACAGACCCCACCACCAUCUGGAGCUUAAUGACGUGUGAUAUGAGAGCUACCUGUCCUUCUAACGAUGUAGCAGAGGCCAUGUCUGGUGCUGCUAACAGGGAUAUCUACAGGCUGUACAUCACCCAUAGGUCCUCUGUAGGCAUUCCUGCUAUCCAUGCCUACGAUUCAAUAGCGUUCUUCGGGUACAACAGUGCUCUUCUGCCGUUCACAGCACAGGAGUCAGACAUUAAAUUUGAGAAACAUUAUAUUGACAUGGUGAAAAAACUGGCUCAGGAUAAGAAGUUUGAUGAUGGUUGGACCCCGUUCCCCGGGAAGUCAAUGAUUUACGAGAAUACUGAUGAGAUUUCCAACAUUGGAAGCACUGAACCCCAAGGUUCCAUUUGUGAGAAGCUGACUGAAAUGGACUUGGUCAAAUAUGGAUGGCAAAAUUAAUUGCACGCAUUUUAUUUUUGUAACUCUGUUUUUAUGAGCGAUUUUCAUGCAUGAAAUAUUGAAAUAAGGGCCAUAAUAUGAUGCAAUUUUAAUUACUUAACUAAUUUUUUAAACUGUUUAAUACAACAUGUAGAAAUAUAUCAAGAACAAACAGGCCUUUUUAAGGGCGAAUCGUUAGAAUUUACACUAAGUAUGUACAUGUACUGUAAUGACCCUUAUCACAGAGCUGGCAAGCACGACCGUCGCCAUUGUACUCAUUAUACUAUUUACCCCUGAGGCAAAAUUGUGAAGGUUUGUGAUUACACAAACCUGAUUACACAAAAUAAAACUAUAUGAUUUUAUCUUAGUUUGUUGAUAAAAUUACAUACACAUAUUAUAAAUAUAAUAUUGUCAUUACAUUCUAGACACAAGACA